AGUUGCGACUAGACUAUGGAGCGAAAACCUUUGCCAGUGAUCUGCUUGGCUAAAUCCCACCAACAUAGGCUUUAACUGGCGCUUGCUGACUGGAUUACACGCUUGCUGCUCGGGAAUAUCCGCGUAUUUUGUUACUUGAUAGGCUAUUAAUUUGGCGUUUCUUGAGUUAACCCACACAUAGGCCUAAACUUAUUUUCAAAGUGUAUUUUUCCAUUGGUGGAAUGCUGUUUAUGGGCUUUUUACAUCAUCAUCUGUUAGAGUACAACGCUUUGCUUUGCUUAUGUAAUUGGAGUCGUGGUAUGCAACUGAUAUAAGGAUCCGAGCGCUAAAUAAGGCUACUCCAUACUUACAAGACUUUUGAUCACAGCGGCAGGUGUGCACAGUGCAGUGACUUUGGCUGUGGAGCAAAUUGGCUGCACUGGUUAGUUGAGCGGUGUUGGUUAUUUGUCCAACCAAAUGAGGACUGCGCGUGACAUGCGGGCUUUGGAGUCAAGCAUCAGAAGGCUCUAACCUGUGGACAGAAGCCGACAGCACGCAGACAUGGGAUCCCUGAUGCGACGUAGAUGGUUCAUGAUCCCAUUGUUGGUGCAGGCCUGGCUGCUAGCGUCUCCAAUCAGUGAGCGAGCCUGUCCUCAAAGCUGUAGAUGUGAUGGGAAAAUAGUAUACUGUGAGUCCAAUGCCUUCCGGGAUGUGCCAAACAAUGUGUCUGUGGGAUGCCAGGGCCUCUCUCUGCGCUACAACAGUUUAGUGAAUCUCAGAGCUAGUCAGUUCUCAGGCCUCAGUCAGCUUGUUUGGCUUUAUCUUGACCACAACUACAUUAACACAGUGGACAGCCAAGCCUUCCAUGGGGUACGGAGGCUCAAGGAGUUGAUUCUCAGCUCUAACAAGAUCACAGAGCUACAAAACAACACUUUCCAUACUGUCCCUAACUUACGCAAUCUUGACCUUUCUUACAACAAGCUGCAGGCCCUCCAGCCCAGUCAAUUUCAGGGCAUGCGGAAGUUGCUUAGUCUCCACUUGCGGUCUAACUCCCUGAAAACUGUCCCAAUGCGUGUUUUUCAGGAUUUGCGCAAUUUGGAGUUCCUCGAUCUAGGCUACAAUCGAUUGCGAAGCCUGACUCGAAAUGCUUUUGCUGGGCUGCUCAAGUUGAUCGAGCUUCAUUUGGAACACAAUCAAUUCUCAAAGAUCAACUUCUCUCACUUUCCCCGCCUCACCAACCUGCGGGCACUCUAUUUGCAAUGGAACCGAAUUAAGUCAAUAAACCAGGGUCUAACCUGGACGUGGACGUCCUUGCAAAAACUGGACCUUUCUGGAAAUGAACUGCAAGUUGUGGAUGCCAGUACGUACCAAUGUCUCCCCAACCUACAGACCCUGAACUUGGACUCCAAUAAGCUUCGCAACAUGUCCCAGGAGACAGUGGAUGCCUGGAUCUCCCUCACCACCAUCAGCCUAGCUGGUAAUGUGUGGUACUGUAGCCCUACCAUCUGCCCCUUAGUGGCCUGGCUGAGGAACUUCAAGGGGAACAAGGAGACCACUAUGAUUUGUGCUGGGCCUAAGGAGGCCCAAGGAGAGAAAGUGAUCGAUGCAGUAGAGACAUUUAGUAUCUGUAAGGUCACUCCCACCACCCCUUUUGUCUUAACCACAGCCUCCCUCAACAUCCCAUCUCAGCCUGAGCUCCUGCCCCUUCCCACGUUGUCUCGGGUUGAAGAGGAGUUGACUCGCAGUGCUACGACCAUUCCGUCUCCUUCAGGGGUCUCCCCUACCACCCCAGAGCAAGACUUUGAGUAUGUGUCUCUCCAUAAGAUUAUUGCUGGCUGUGUGGCACUUUUCCUGUCGGUGGCUAUAAUUCUCCUGGUUAUUUAUGUGUCCUGGAAGCGCUACCCCAACAGCAUUAAGCAGCUCCAGCAGCGCUCCAUGGUCAAAAAGCAGCGAAAGAAUGUGCGGGAAACAGAAAGCACUCUCAGCUCACCUCUGCAAGAGUAUUAUGUGGACUACAAACCUGCAAACUCUGCAACUAUGGAUGUGCUGGUUAAUGGGACUGGACCCUACACAUACACAAUCUCAGGCUCCAGAGAAUGUGAGGUAUGAUCCAUUUCCACUGCGGGGCACCAGAGGUACCACAGCAGUUGAGUGCCCUGACGUUGAACAGGUAUGAGCAGCCCGUAGUGGAUUACUGCCAGGCCCAAGGGGCGCUGCACCUCAACAUGGGCUUUGAGCCCCCCUCCCAGGCACAGGGCUGUCUGAGGCCACCGGGCUGCAGUACAGGUCAUACAGCUGGUCUCCCCUCUGCACCCACCACCUUGCUCAUACGCACGGACCCCCAUUCCCUCCAACAGUGACUUGUGACCUGUGCAGAUGGGGAGACCAGACCAGUGCUCCCCUCUCCAUCUAGGCUACUGAGCAUGGUGUUGUUACAGUACUGUAUACCGCAGCAGAUAAUGAGUGAAACAGAUACAAAUCUGCACUGAGGAAAAACAUUCUGACUGGAGAAUCUGUUAUUAAUGGAGAGAAUACAUUUAUCUAACACUGAAUAUACCUUGACUAAUGAAAAUAUUCAUUAAUGGAAAUUGCAGUGUACUGUUACAGUAUAUUACAUGAUAGCUGCCCCUUUGAUGUCCAUUAUAAUUGAAUAUAGUCCAGUUACAGUAUCACAUUCCUUCUGCUUCUAAAAUGGUCUCCAGCAUCAUGGGGAGAAAUAUAAAAAAUGACAUGAUUCAUUACUCUUAUUGAACUUAUUGACUCUGCUGCUCACAGUUUCGGCACCUUCACUGUUUUAGGUAAGUCAUUAUCUACCAAAUGCAAUAAUAGAUCUGGGGAAACAGUAGGGUGAGCAAUGGAAUAGCAGAACAAAUUAAAGACUAACAGAGCUGAAAGGUUUUAUGCUGCUUUUUCUAAUAAUGCUGCCAGUCAGAGGCCUUACAGAUUUUCCAGUCCCCGUAGCUAUUUCAUUUCAAGAAGUGAGCCACUCAAAUGAAAUGACCCACAACGACAAGGGCAAACUUGGUAAGUGAUGGGCACACCGUUUUCAUGUCAAGUGUACAGAUUACAUUUAUUUUCCAGAAGUACAUUAAUGAAUAUUUUUAUUAUUUUUGUGAUUUUUAUGUUAAUUCUACUAUAAUGCAAUUAUUAUUAUUUAUUUUUUUGUUUCCAAGAUGAAAAGUAAAAUGUUGAUGCGUAAUAGACUAAUUGUUUUCAUGUCAAGUGUAGCCUACAGCUGACAUAUCUUGUCAGAAAUACAUAUUUGUUAUUGUGUUGAUAUGGAUUUGUUCAUCAUGAUCAUCAUUGCAUUUUUAUGAUUAAUGUAAUGACAAUUUAUUUUAUAUUAAUGUCACGUCAAACGUCAAUCUAAUUGUAGGAUUGUCUCUCACAUACCAUGUGUAGUUACUUAAAGGGAAGCAUUUUAGUGUGACCAUUAAUUGACUUUGUGACCUCAGAUAAUGACAUUCACCUAGAGAUCAGCAGUGAAUUCACUCAUAGUGGAGAUAGCUGUUGUAACAGCUUAACCCAGACUGUCUAAUAUUGAUGCCUGUCUGCUCUCCCCAGCUGUAACGCAUUAGAUCUUUGUAUCCCUUUUCCCCAAUGUCUACUGUGACUGUUACAGUUUUCAUCAAGGAGCCUCAUUUGGAUGUGGUUCAUACUCAUACUCCACUUCAAGGACACAUGUAAUAACAAAAACCCAAUGAACUUGUUCAAUACUAUGAAUAGGUAUCAAAUAAAGUGUCUCGGCUGAUUCAUGAACACUGCCAUUUGCCCAUGAAGAGGAGGAGCCUUGUCUGAAGUUCAGAUGAACUUGAACAUGCCCUGAUUUGGGUUUGCAGGCUGGGUAUGAGAGUGUGACUGACAUUUUGUGAAGUCGAGGACUUGCAAUAUUGGCUUGCUGUUUGAAGAAGAUGUUAUCCUGAUUUCUGUUAAUUAAACCAUAUAAAAUAUCAGCUUGAACUGUCGUCACACGAUAAAAUUAUAUUUCAAUAGAUUGUCUGACCAAAUGUUUUUUUAUGCUCAUUGAAGAAAAAAUUCCUGUGAACAUUAAAAUUACUUUUAACAUUUA
Messenger RNA from Oncorhynchus kisutch (coho salmon), 4048 nucleotides. Its product is annotated as leucine-rich repeat transmembrane neuronal protein 4. Bases 541 to 2088 code for a protein of 515 amino acids. NCBI's taxonomy places the organism in Eukaryota, Metazoa, Chordata, Actinopteri, Salmoniformes, Salmonidae. Gene Ontology annotation, cellular component: plasma membrane. The record is from RefSeq and is a predicted model, not a curated record. The transcript is spliced from 3 exons. Gene Ontology annotation, molecular function: protein binding.